GCCGAGAAGAUGGCGGACGGCGACAGCGGCAGCGAGCGCGGCGGCGGCGGGCCCGGCGGCUUCCAGCCCGCGUCCCGCGGCGGCGGCGAGCAGGAGACGCAGGAGCUGGCCUCGAAGCGGCUGGACAUCCAGAACAAGCGCUUCUACCUGGACGUGAAGCAGAACGCCAAGGGCCGCUUCCUCAAGAUCGCCGAGGUGGGCGCGGGCGGCUCCAAGAGCCGCCUCACGCUGUCCAUGGCCGUGGCCGCCGAGUUCCGCGACUACCUGGGCGACUUCAUCGAGCACUACGCGCAGCUGGGCCCCAGCAGCCCCGAGCAGGUGGCGGCGGCGGCGGCCGAGGAGGGCGGCGGGCCGCGGCGCGCGCUCAAGAGCGAGUUCCUGGUGCGCGAGAACCGCAAGUACUACCUGGACCUCAAGGAGAACCAGCGCGGCCGCUUCCUGCGCAUCCGCCAGACCGUGACGCGCGGCGGCGGCCCCGCUCCCGGCGGCCUGCAGAGCGGCCAGACCAUCGCGCUGCCCGCGCAGGGCCUCAUCGAGUUCCGCGACGCGCUGGCCAAGCUCAUCGACGACUACGGCGGCGACGACGACGAGCUGGCGGGCGGCCCUGGCGGUGGCGCGGGGGGCCCCGGUGGCGGCCUGUACGGGGAGCUCCCGGAGGGCACCUCCAUCACGGUGGACUCCAAGCGCUUCUUCUUCGACGUGGGUUGCAACAAGUACGGCGUGUUCUUGCGCGUGAGCGAGGUGAAGCCGUCCUACCGCAACGCCAUCACCGUCCCCUUCAAGGCCUGGGGCAAGUUCGGGGGCGCCUUUUGCCGGUAUGCGGAUGAGAUGAAGGAGAUCCAGGAGCGGCAGAGGGAUAAGCUUUAUGAGCGACGCGGCGGGGACGAGUCUGAGGGCGAGGAGGUGGAUGAGGAUUGAGACUUGCCGCUUCCCCGACGGGCCCCCCCACCCCACCUCCGUCCCCCUUCCUGCUCAUCCCCAGUGAGCCACCUGCCGGGGAACAAGGGAGGCCCCACAGGGAGAAAACAGAAUUUAAAACAAUGUAGUUGAUGAUGAGAAAUAACCAUAAGAGAACAGUCAUGGACUAUUAGAGAAAAGCAGGAAAGUUGCAAGGAACUGACAGCAGCCUGCGAAGACCGGACAACAGCCGCGUUUCAGCUGAGCAGUCUGUCUCAGCUUCUGUUGCUUCCCAGCCGAGGUUCCUAAACCCAUCAGGAGAGCCCUGGCCGGGACAGGUCCUCGCACACCACCCACCCCGGGCCCCAAGGAACACCUCUGAGGUGCCCUUACCCCUUGAUAACAGCUGAGUUUGUGUUGCACUUGAGAACCUGGUGGAAAGAUGUCACCAGACCUCACUGUUGCAGUGUCUAUCCCUUCACCUCCUUUGAAAUGAGCAUUUUGGAUCUAGAUCUUCAUGGAAUUCUUGAGAAGAGAGACCUUUGCAGUUACCGGUUCUGAGGGUACAGGUUUCAUGAAAAGGAAUGCAACGUUAAAUCAUCACGGACAGGGCAAAAUAGGAAUUUAAGAAGUCACUGGGGAAUACAACAGAUUGCAUCCAUUUUAUUCAGAAUGGUUUUGCACGCUACCUGGACCAAGGCCCAUGUCUUGUCUUCGCAGAAUUGUUUUCCAGGAUGCAGAUGAGUUCAGGUGACAGUCUUGAACUAGAAUCUAUUACUAAAAUAUUUUAAAAGUUGGCAAAAAUUCUUGAAGACGAAAGAGCAGUUUUACAUUGGGGGUUGCUGAGAUAGGCACAAGGAAAAGUCAGGCAUAAAGCACAAGGAAAAAAACUGUUUGAGUGGACUGGUUGCUGCUCACUAAAGUUCUUCCCCUGAUCUCUGAACAUGGAGGUCAUUACCAAGAACUGGCUUAGGUAUGAAUGAGAGCCAGAUCCUUGUGGCUCCCCGGUGUGAGCCAGUGAAUUGUGGCUAAUUCGGCUGUUUUAGCCACUGGUUGGCUGGAUUUUAAACCAUAAAACUUGAAAAAGGAACUGUGGCUACAAGCCUGAGCUUUAAUGGAAUAUACAUUCUCACAGAAAAGUUGGAGAUAACCAAAACUGAAGUCUUCCUCUACCUUCAGUUAAAUCUGUGGAUUUGUUCAGAUACUAAAGAUCCUCAGGUCCAGAAUUCCAGCAUCAUUUAUUCUUUUAAAAUAGAAUUUUAAGAACUUGAUCCACUGUAUCAGUACCUCACAAUCAAAGUUGGCAGAUGAUGGAUGCGCGAUUCCAGCAGCGUGCCCUUUGGAAGCUGAAAUCCAUCCGAAUGGAGCCGGAGUGAAUGCGAAUGUGCUGACUAUCUCCUGGAAGCAUUUUUAUACCAUCUUGAAAUUUCAACAAACUGGCUUUUGCCAGGUUAUCCAGCUGUCUUUCAAGAAUAAAAGUUGGGGUUUUCAAGGAUCGCCUCUUCUAUAUUUUAACUGGAUUUUCAGUAGAAAUGGUUUUUACUAAUCAAGUUAAUCCUGCCCCAUCGAAAGGUAUUCAUUCCUAGCAAUGUCACAGACCUAGGUAACUUUAACUUUGAGUCGAAUGGGAGAUAAUGUCCUUUCCAAAGUUUCAGGUAUGCUUUGUGUGACACCUUCUCAACUAGGAGGCAACCCCACCUCCACGAUCCUAGUAUUUUUUUUAACUGCAUGACUGCCCUUUAUUUGAGCUGCCUUUUAAUUUAUUGCAUACCCUUUUUAUUAUUUUGGUAUUAUUCAAUAUAUACAAUCUUUUUGUAUUUAUUGGGAAAUAAGUAAUAUACAAAAAGUUUGUUUUCAUGCAUUGUGGCUGAGAGGGAGGGAAUAUAAUGUGUAUAUAAAAUUAGGCUUUUUUAAAAAUUAGACUAUGAUUCAGAAUACUGUUAAUCUUAGAUUUUUUUUUUUUAAGUGGAAGAGCCACAAACAUCGGUGCCCUUUUCAGACUAUUUCUCUACUCAUCGUCCACAGUAGACUUUUUAAACAGUUUUUUUUUAAGCUUUUCUUUUUUCAAAAUUUUUCUCCGUUGCAAAGAAUGUUUCCUAAAUCGUAUGGGAGCAAUAGUAUUUUCGAUGUUUUAAUGACAUCCGUAUACUUGUACUGUAUUUUGUACCACAAGGCAGCUGUUUUCAAUAAUGUCCUGCUGUACUUACCUAUGUGUUUGGAGUGUUUAUUUCUUUGCUGCGGAGAACAAAACCCUAAAUAGUUUUAGUAAAGGAGCUGAGAAACUAGCAUUAGGUUUGCAGAAACUGUUUAAGUUUCAAACUCUGAGGCAGCAAUGAGAAUUAAGGUUGCAGCUGUAAGUUGGCUGCUGUAAGUUCUUCAUUUUCGAAACAUGUACAAUUCCUGUGUAGACCAAUUUGCUUUCUUGCUUCAGCGGUGGUCCUGUUGCUCAGCGGCAGUGAGCCAGUUCAGUUUUGCAAAGGUGCAGUACCUCUCCUUUUUAAGGGGCUGGUUUAUUUUUUCUUUUCUUUUUGUUUGGCUGAAUUGCAGUAACUAGCCUUGCCUUUCUAUUCUGUAGAAAUGACAGGGUCUUCACAAUCCUUCACCAGUGGCUACUAAGCUAUAAUUAGCUGAAUAGAAAGACUGUGGAAGUGGUCUGAGGCAUGUACGAGUAUAUGCCAAGAACACUGCCAUAUAUGGAAUCAGCUUUGGUUACCAGAGAAGUUUUCUUAGUCAUUAGACCAUAGAACAGUAAUAUAUCAUAUGUAAAUCUUUAGAUAUCAAUUGGAGAAUCCUCCAAAAAAAGGAGCAAAGAAUGCAUAAGCUAUGUGUUGGAAAAGUAAUUUAUAUUAAAAUUUUGACCUGCCUAUGUAAGAGUCAGUGGUAAAAAAAUGUCAUAGUGGUGGGUUUUAAGUCUUAACCAAUCUCAGAGGUCUGUUUCUCCUGCAGAGGUGGUCGAUGGCCUCUCUUCCCUCUGCAGGAGGGUUACAGAAGGCUGAGGAUUGAUGUAGCAUUUCACUGAUCCUCAUUCCAGUCACUAGGGACAAUAGAAACCUGCAAAGCACAGAGACGACACUUCUGAUGUGUUUAUUAAACGAGGUGAUAUUAAUGGGCCAUCUUCCAAAAUUCAGUCGUAAAUAUUGCUUAUUAAAAGAAAUGAUCGUUGUUAAAUCCAGGCAGAAAAUGUUGUGUUUUCAACCAUUGCUGUGAACAGUGAUUUAGGGCUUGUAUUUUGACCUUGGCAAACAUCCCAGCUAAUGACAUGUUCAAAAUCGCCAUGUGCCUGAGAAGUAGGGAAGUAAAAUUCUUCUCCGAUAAUUGAUAGAAUGUUCUUUCUCAAAUGGCUGCAGUUACAGAAGUGAGAAGUCCAAUUUUAGGAACAGAAUUGAAAGCAACACUCUGUGACGAGAUCCCAGGAUCCCUUCUGGUUUCUAUUGUCCCUAUCUGUCAGUCGAGUAGAACGGUAGUUCUAGUCAGCAGAGGACGUUGUCAGUGCAUAUGCUGCACCGAACACAGUGUAAAUCUGGAUGGCACCAAAAAUCAAAGCGAAAACCAAACCAAAACCCAGACACCCUAUGUUACUGUGGGAGGCAUGUAGGUGGUACAAUGACUGGAGCUGUGAUGCUCACACGGCUACUUGUCAGGUCACUUUCCAUAAUUAUUUACUGCAAAAUGAUUGAGAGGCUUUCCAUGUGGGCAGCCAUUAACCUCCUGCUUCCUUUCUUACCUCUUGAUCACUUUGCAGUAAAUUGCAGGUCUUUUAAGAGAUUCAAACUUCAGUUUUCUCAAAUCAAAACAAUUAUUCUGUCUUAUCUGAAAAAGCAGGGUUGUGGGCAAGAGAGGCGGUUAUAGUAAUGCCCUCAUAUUGAGUGGUCUGUAAACGGCUGCACACUUCAGGCGCUUGAGUUGCUGAGGACGCUUUGUUAAAUGUGACCUUGACUGGCUUUACAGGGGGUAGAAUGAUCUGCACAAGGUGUUAAAAGGUGACAGUUCAUUUGCGUCUACCUUGUUCCUGAGGUGAACGACAUUAAGAAGCCUGAGUGUGUAAGCCGUGCACAUAAGUAUUCUUCACUGUAAAUUCUGUUUUCAUUUGAACCCAAUUAUGGUACUUUGUCCAGUGCACAACUGAUCUCUCAGUAGAUAUUCAUUUGAAAAUAGUGUGGCCUUGAUGGGGAGAAGGGGGAGGAGAAAGUGACUUUGCUUUGUAAAAGCGGCUCGUUGCCGAGUCGUCUGCAGCACUCUUAGUGUCUAACGUGUCUUCUUAUUGAUCGGGGAAAUGUCAUGUUUUGACCCUGGAGUUAGUAAUCCAAUUGAGUUGUCUUCUAUUUUUAGGAAGUAUCAGAAUUGCUCUGAUAAGUACGAAGUUCACUGCUUUGGUGUCCAAGCUCAGGUUGUAGAAUAGUAUAAUGGUGUAAAAUCCCACCGUUAACUCUUAAAACAGUUUUCAUUUUAGUCCUCCCUGAAAGUCAUGCGCAUGAGGCCUGUUCAGAGAGCAGGGCCUCCCGUCUAUUUUUGCUCCUUGCCUGUUUUAUACUUCAUUGAGAACAUGUGGAGUGAUCUUAUGUUGUAUGUUGCCAUUUUAACCCUGACAUUUUUCUCAAGAUAAAGCACUUUUUUAUCGUGAAAGACGUGAACUGUGUGUGACAUGGAUUGUGGUCCCUCAGGCCCCGUAGAAAAGCAGCUUGUGGAGAUGGUUCUGACCGGUAAGAAGAGUACAUAUGGCUCAUUGCAAAUUAGAAAGUUUGUGUUACUGAUCCAGAAUGCAUUUUGCUGGCUUCCAGUGGAUGGAGAGUGACAGUGCUGCAUUCACAAUGUAGUUAGUUACUUUCCCUCCAGCCUUAAGGCAGCUUUUUUCUUUUUUGUCAACAGCACUGAAAUUAGAGUCAAUGAAUGAGCUGAUCAGUUUUCAGGGUUGGUUUUAGAGUCCUGUAAGCCAAUUAGCUGACUUCCUAAACAGUCACCAUUCCCAUUGAAUAAACUGAAUAAUGGGUGUGUGAGUGUGGCUGAUGGAUGGGGGUGGGGAGGGGAGGGGAGUAGAAAAGAACCACAUUUACCUUAAAAAUUACAGACAAAAAGAAAAAAGUGCAUGCUGUUGCCCCGUUUGAAAUUCCAAAUAUAAGGUAGAAAUGGCAGAUUAUAACUUAAUUUCCCAUUUUUAAUGUAGAAAAGCAGUCAUUAAUUUUCAGAUGUCAGACCCCAGGAGUGGCGAGAGCUAGCAGGAGCAGCCUCCUAGAUGAUGCAUUCUCUUGAUACAGCUAGCUUUGCUAUUUAGUGAAAAGUCACCAUUCCCAGUCCUCAGUCUUAAAACUUAGUUUCAUUACUGAUGGAUUUAACAGACUCUUAUUUCAACAAAUGUGGUCCAAUUUCCAAUACCGAAAAUUAAAUUUAGAAAAUAAUAAAAUUGUAUCAUGAAGACUACUCAAGUAAUUUCCAAUUUAUAUCCAUAUGUCUGAUCCAAGUAAGACCUUUAUGAAUGUAUUUUACAUUUCCUAAUGAAAUAGGGAAUAUGCCAUCAGUGUAAUCACCUGGACUCAGUCUCUUCUCACUUGAAAACCAGACUCAUGCCUCUUGAAUUAGACAUUCCAUCUGGGAGAAGUGACGUCAUGUUAAAACAAUAGCAACUGCCGUGUCGUAGUUUUGCUGCUCAGUAGGACUUCUAGGAAAGGGAGGACAGAGCGUCAUUUGAAGCUUAAAUGUUACCAUUUUUUUCUAUAGGUGAUUCUAACAAAAGGUUUGAUAAAAGGGACUAUGACUGUCCGUGUACUUAACAUGAGAUUUUGGAUCUAGAGCAUAUCUCACUUUCCCUGUGUAUAUCUUGAGCAUGACGAAUCGUGGACUGUUGGAGAGAAAGUGGUAGACCUGUCCAAGUUCAUUGUCCAGUAGCAUAUUGCAAAAGACAGUCUGUCUUUUUUAUCCUACCUUCAAUAACUUCCACAGCUAAGUCUUUCGAGAAAACUGAUUUAGACCACCUCUUCCUUCUCAGAGGCAGACAUGUCCCCAGGCUUACCCUCUCUCAAGGAGAGCAGGCUGGUUCACAAGUCUUGAUAUUUGGAAAUAGCAUGGCAAGUAGUAUAUUUUUUCCCUUUUAAAAUUACUUUUUCAGGGACAUACAAUUGCAGGGAGAGUCCUAAGAAAAUUGAAAAACAGGAUUAUAACCCUAAGCACAUUUUUAGGAAUUUGGGAGUUUGCUUUAAACUGUUCAGAUGUGAAACCUAAACCCUUUUCUCCCAGCCUCUCUGUACAGAAAGUCUGGACCCCUAGAGGUUAAUGGAGGGACCCAGCCAGACACCGAUUUUAAGUCAGUGCAGGGCAUACUUACAAAGCCAACUGUUUUGCACGUUAUGGUAGCAGGCAAGUACAUUUGAGUUUUUCAAUGAUUAUCAAUAUUUGGAUAAUGAGAUUAUUAGUGUAUAAUAACUUUUUUCUAAAGUUCUAGAAAAAUUAAUAGGGAUUUAUUCUUCCUCUUGCACCUUCAUGCAGAUGCUUUUCCACGAUCUGUUUUUAAAAUCCACCCGUCUCCUGAGGCGUUUCCAGAUAACACUUUCCAUUCUAUAGGAGCCUUCCCGCCAGCCACCUACCAGGGCUUCCCCAGAUGGAGUCUUCGCUCCAGAGUGGGGUGGAUGUCCUCCCAGUGGGGAACCCACAGCCAUGAUUUGAAUGAAGUCAAAACAGAUCUGGGUAGCAGGAGACAGUUUCCUGAUGUAGGUGGACAAGUAGAGUUUGGGUCGGGGUUACUUUACGGCCGUUUUGGGUUGUGUCAGUCUCUGUAAAUACCCACGUGCUUGUGCGUUGUAAACCAAGUGUGUCCUAUGUGUGAAUUUGUAGGACUGAUUUCUGCUUCAAGAGAAGCCGCACCUUUACUUUUAUAAGGUCCCCUCCACCUGUAACCCUAUAAAUAUUUGUAAAUAGAACACUAAAAUUUGUAGUGAUAGGAUCAGUUUGGGAAUAUCUGCUGAGAGACCAAAAAGUUCAUUUUUUUAAGUACCUUGGUUAAAGAGUAAAGAUUAUUCCUCCUAUUUUUAAAAGAAGAAUGCACUUUAACAAACAGCUGCAUGGGCAAUUCAAACAAACCUGUUCAGAAUCACACUUCCUGGAGACUGUUGAAAGCAGAGUCUCAUGGGCUGUUGAUCCCACUGCCUGGAGGUUGCAGCUCACAUGGGUCAGUUCCAGAUAAGCAGGGCUUCUUCAGAAGAGCAGUGUGAAUACGGCCAGCAGCUUCAGACAGGUCUCUAAGUGGCGGUCCCGUAUUUACCACUAACUAGCAAAACUGACAGAAAACUCACAGAGAAAGUUUAAGAAUCCUUACUGCUGGUGUGUACUCCUUACAAUAGCAGACUUUUGCAAAUGGAGUUUUACAGUCUAUAUUUAAAAAUUGUAUGUUUGUAACAAAUAAAGUAUGCGGAAAAGUGA
Hipposideros armiger (great roundleaf bat) is the source of this 8304-nucleotide messenger RNA. It is a transcript of the gene PURB, whose product is annotated as purine rich element binding protein B. The coding region runs from base 10 to 918 and encodes 302 amino acids. Gene Ontology annotation, molecular function: RNA polymerase II transcription regulatory region sequence-specific DNA binding; DNA-binding transcription factor activity, RNA polymerase II-specific; purine-rich negative regulatory element binding. Gene Ontology annotation, biological process: regulation of transcription by RNA polymerase II. The transcript has a single exon. Gene Ontology annotation, cellular component: nucleus. The record is from RefSeq and is a predicted model, not a curated record. NCBI's taxonomy places the organism in Eukaryota, Metazoa, Chordata, Mammalia, Chiroptera, Hipposideridae.